GUUUGAGAUCGGUGCGCUGCGCGGCGGUACGAGGGAGCGGUGCGUUCAGUGAGGGAGGCGAAGUCGAGGAGCCAGGCUCGCCACGCAGUCCCGCACCCGCACCCGCUCCUGCACCCGCACCCGCGCCCGCACCCAGAGGAAGUGGGACGGACCCACGGACCCCCGGCACAGACCCACAGACGCCCCGGGACGCGCCGAGAGGAAGUGCCGAACGCGGACCCCAGGUGUGAGGAGAGGCAGCCGCCCCGGCUUCAGUCCCAGUGCACCGUGACUCGGGCGUAGUCACCCAAUCACAGCCGACCGAGGACAAGGGCCCUCCUCCUGCGCAGCCAAUCGGAUCUCUCCGCAGCAGACCACGCUACUCUGUGCGCCAGGGGCCGCUGUGGCAGAUCAGGUGCCCGUCGCCGUGACCCAGCCCCACAGGGGUAGAGCGGGGGCAUGGCGGGCAGCCCGGGGCUCUGGUGGCCCGCCCUGCUGCAGCUGCUGAUGACGGCGGCCACCUCGCUGUGCCAGGGGUGCCCGCAGCGCUGCGACUGCGCGCCGCAGCUCCGGUCCGUGGCGUGCCAGCGCAAGCGGCUGACCGCCAUCCCGGAGGGCAUCCCCAUGGAGACGCGGGCGCUGGACCUCAGCCACAACCGCCUGCGCUGGGUGGAGCACGGCGACCUGGCGCCCUACCCGCGCCUGGAGGAGGUGGACCUGAGCGAGAACGUCAUCAGCGUGCUGGAGCCCAACGCCUUCGCCAGCCUGCUGGGGCUGCGCGUGCUGCGUCUCCGGGGCAACCAGCUCAAGCUGGUGCCCAUGGGCGCCUUCGCCCGCCUGGGCAACCUGACCACGCUGGACCUGAGCGAGAACCGGAUCGUCAUCCUGCUGGACUUCACCUUCCAGGACCUGCAGAGCCUGCGGCACCUGGAGGUGGGCGACAACGACCUGGUCUACAUCUCCAACAAGGCCUUCGUGGGCCUCCUGGGGCUGGAAGAGCUGACCAUCGAGCGCUGCAACCUGACCUCCAUCUCGGGCCAGUCGCUGUCCUACCUGCGCAACCUGGUCACGCUCAGGCUGAGGCACCUCAACGUGGCGGCGCUGGAGGACCAGAACUUCCGCAAGCUGGGCAGCCUGCGGGGGCUGGAGAUCGACAACUGGCCCUACCUGGAGUACAUCUCCCCGCUCAGCUUCCAGGGCCUCAACCUGAACUGGCUGUCCAUCACCAACACCAACAUCACCUCCGUCCCCUCCGCGUCCUUCCGCAACCUGGCCCACCUCACCUCCCUCAACCUCUCCUACAACCCCAUCUCCUCGCUGGAGGCCUGGGCGUUCCGCGACCUGGUGAGGCUGAAGGAGCUGCACCUGGCGAGCACGGGGCUGGCGUCGGUGGCCGGCCACGCCCUGGGCGGCCUGCGGCAGAUCCGCACUCUCAACCUGUCGGGCAACGAGCUGAGCACGCUGGAGGAGGCCUCCUUCCACUCGGUGAACAGCCUGGAGACGCUGCGCGUGGACGGCAACCCGCUGUCCUGCGACUGCCGCCUGCUGUGGAUCCUGCAGCGGCGCAAGACGCUCAACUUCGACGGGCGCGCGCCCGUGUGCGCGGGCCCCGCCGAGGUGCGCGGCCGCACCCUCAGCACCUUCUCGGACUCGGCGCUCUUCGACUUCUUCACCUGCCAGAAGCCGAGGAUCCGCAACCGGCGGCUGCAGCAGGUGACGGUGCGCGAGGGCCAGCCCGUCUCCUUCGUGUGCCGCGCCGAGGGCGAGCCGGCGCCCGCCAUCUUCUGGAUCUCGCCGCAGCGGUGGCGGAUCACGGCCAAGAGCGGCGGGCGCGUGACCGUGCUCCCCGGCGGGACCCUGGAGAUCCGCUACGCCCACGUGACCGACAGCGGCACCUACAUCUGCAUCGCCAGCAACGCCGGCGGCAACGACACCUACUUCGCCACGCUGACGGUCAGGGGCCCGCCGGCGGACGCCGCCCUGGUGGCCAACCGCACCUACUACGCCGGCGACCUCAACGACACCAACCUGAACGACACGCGCGUCUUCCUCAAGUUCACCCUGGACCUGAAAACCAUCCUGGUUUCCACGGCGAUGGGCUGCAUCACCUUCCUGGGAGUGGUGCUCUUCUGCUUCCUGCUGUUGUUUGUGUGGAGUCGCGGCCGCGGGCAACACAAGAACAACUUCUCAGUGGAGUACUCCUUCAGGAAGGUGGACGGCCCGUCCGCGAGUGGAGGCCAGGGAGGCGCGCGCAAGUUCAACAUGAAGAUGAUCUGAGACUGUCCCUAUCCUUAAACCUUAACCCUAAGCCUAACCUAAUCCUAAACCUAAAUCUAAGCCUAAAUCCAAGCUUAAACCUAACCUGACCCUGACCCUAAGCCUAAGACUAACCUAACCCUAAACCUAUCCCUAAGCCUAAUCUAAUCCUAAACCUAACCCUAACACUAUCCCUAAACCUAACCUAAUCCUAAACCUAAGUCUAAGCCUAACCCUAAAUCUAAGCCUAAACCUAACCUAACACUGACCCUAAGCCUAACACUAAGCCUAAGCCUAAGACUAAACCUAACCCUGACCCUAAGCCUGACCUAACCUUAAACCUAACCGUAAGUCUAAGCCUAAAUCUAACCUAACCCUGACCCUAAGCCUAACCUAACCCUAAGCCUAACCCAACGCACAUCUGUGACUUUAACUCACACGCACACACACGUCACAUUUUUUCAAGAAAACUACGAAAGGACUUUUUUUUUUCUUGGGAGGAGACCAAAACAAAACUAUACACGUACUCUAGAAUGUCAGCAUGUAGAACAACAGACUACCUUUUACAUUGCAGACCAUUUUGAAUAUGAACUUUGGAAUUCUCGCCAGUUGUUUAUGUUUUAAAGAGUUGCAUGGAUGAAAGUCCUCUGAUCUCUGUGUGAAGCCCGGGCACUUCCAGGCUCACUCUGCCCACUGUAACUGAAUAUUUCAUCCGUUCGAUGAUCUCUUCUGCCGGGUCUCAUCCAUUGCUGGUUGAUAAAGCAAUGGAAGCACUUGUUGAGUGGAAACAAUGCAGUCUAUCUCAACUGAGAGGUCAAGCUUGCUGAAAGCUAUGCUCAGCUCCUCUGAUUUUGAUACCUUCUCUCCAGAACUAUCCCGUGGCAGCUAGGAGGUUGGAAGCGUCUCCCAUAAUGCUUUGCAAUGCUUGACUACAAGGCAGCCUCGCCCGUGCGCUCUGGUAGCGACAUAAUUGAUUUCUGAUGACAUUAGUUCUUUGCUAAAGCCUAUUAAGCAAUUAAAGUUUAAGUAAUUCUCUGACAUCUACUAUUAUUGGUAGUCUCCGAGAUUUAGCUCUAAAUGGAAAAAACAAGUUAUUUUUAUCCUGCCAUAAAUGGAACAAUACACAACAAAAAUGAUAUCGGUGCAAACUCGUCAGGUUGGUUAUCACCACUUUUUUCCCCAUGCAAAAUAUAUUCUGUAGAGUGUAUCUAUAAAAGGAUAUCUGGAAGUCCAAUCCACAUUGACCAACUUUUCUCACUGCCAAUGAAAGAUGAGACUAUGCCUGACAGUCUUUGCCUGCAGUGCAUUGUGGGAGAGCCUCCAAAUCUGCAUGUACUUAUACUGUAAAGUUGAUUUUGUAAUAGAAUAUCACAAAGUUUUAUAUAUCUGUUGUUUAAAUGUCAAUUGAUGGGGAACUGAAUACCUUGCUUAAAAAGGAAAAAGUAAUCCAGUUGAAUGCAGUUUAACAUACAAUUUAAUUAACUGGCAACACAUCCAGCACCUCUCAAAAAAUUGCAAUAAUGGCGGUAAUGUAAUAAGGAAGAAUUAUUAUAAUAUGUAUUUGAAUCUGUUAUGGAUGGUAAACGAAUGUAUGCUUCUGGUGGAUGUUUUGUAUGGGCUGGGGUAACCUGUGAGCUUGGAAGGGGGGGGGGGGUCGUAGCCCCAGACUAUACGGUUACUGAGGAGGAAGGUGGAAGGUUGAGCAGGAGAUGUACGGGGUGGUCAGAUUUCUGCUGUAUUCAGCACUAAAUUGAUAAAUGAAUGCAGUUCAUUAGGUGAAAAGAGCAUAACCCCAUGGAUUACCUGGACCAAGGUUUACGCCCCCCCUUCCCCCUCUGCUGAGCAUCUACCUUCUCUCACACCACUGUGCACCAACGGACUGCCAAAGACUGACUGCCAAUGUAUUGCGUGGGGGUAUUGUUGAGAGAGUUGGCACCACUGCAUAUCAGACCAGCAGGCAUGCUCGCAGGGUCUCUGACUCUCUCACACAUAUGCGUACACACACACACAAACAGGCACACGCACACACACACACACACACACACACAUACACACAGCCACACACAGGCACACGCACACACACACACACACACACACACACACACAGGUACACACGCACGCACACACGCACACACACACACACCCACACACCC
Molecule: messenger RNA, 4388 nt
Organism: Anguilla rostrata (American eel)
Lineage: Eukaryota; Metazoa; Chordata; Actinopteri; Anguilliformes; Anguillidae
Gene: lingo3a
Product: leucine rich repeat and Ig domain containing 3a
Exons: 3
Coding region: 439-2256 (605 amino acids)
Cellular component (GO): extracellular matrix
Molecular function (GO): protein binding
Source: RefSeq, a predicted model, not a curated record